AACGCGGCUUGACCGUGAAACUACGUGGUGGAAACUUCACAGACUAUGGAUGUUUUAACGAUGAGUAAAUUUCUCGGAUGGCAAUGAGAAUGUGUUCGUGCUCUUCUCAUGGACGACGAACACGCAACUCUUCUCUUUUCCCCACAGAAGCUUCUCCGUAGAAAUCGCGAGGGUUCUAGCGAAGGAGCAGGCGGCGUCCGCGGCGGGGCAAGGAUUCUUGGAGAAAGGGCAUGGCGCCAGCGCCCGGGUAGGCAGGCGACGCGCGAAAUGCGUGUGCGCGAUCGCUGUUCUUGCUGCGGGCAUCCAUUGUGAUCGCGAUUAUCUAGGUCUGUGGAGGAAAUCGGUGGAUUGAGCUUGUCUAGGGAAGAAAUCGUCGCCCGGGUGGAAGAUUACGGUGUGAGCGUGGGAUUGCUUGUGGUUUCAGUGAUCUGUAUGUGGUGGUUUCGUCGGCGCCGGGGCCGAAGGGAUGAUCGUCCAAAGCGCAGCAUUGCGAUGUCUUCUUCUUCGUCCUCCGGGGACUACAAACUUGCGUGCUACUCUUACACCGAUUUACAAUCCGCUACAGAGAACUUCUCUCCCGAGAAGAAGAUUGACGAGGGACAAUUUGGCGAGCUCUACAAGGGUGAAUUGUCGGAUGGAACCAAGUUUGCGGUGAAGAAGCUUUCAUCAAAGUAUCACAAAGAAGACCACAGUGUGUUCGCUAGCGAUGUUUCCAGUAUCUUCGCUGUUGAGCAUCCAAAUCUCGUCAAGCUCAUGGGCUGCUGCAUCGAGGCCGAUGAGCAAUUUCUGCUGUACGAGUUCCUCGAGAACGGAAGACCACUCUCGCGGCUUCUCUUCAACCCAGAUAAUGGCGAAUGCCUAAGCUGGCAAACAAGAAUGACCAUUGCGAUUGGGAUCGCUCGGGGUGUUAAUUAUCUCCAUGAGGAAGCUCAUGUUAUCCACGGGGAUAUCCAAGCAAGCAAUAUCAUCAUUGAUGAGAACUUCACACCGAAAAUCUCGGAUUUUGGUCUUACAAGCCUUCUACCUGACGAGGAUAGCUACAUCAACUCAAGAUUCAGUGGAACUUUGGGUUACAUUGCUCCAGAAGUCGCUCAAGGCAAGCUGACGGACAAGGCCGACGUAUUCAGCUUUGGAGUCUUGCUCCUGGAGAUCGUGAGUGGGAGGAACAACUUCGAACCAGAUCUACCAAUGGAGACGGUGUUCCUCGUACAAUGGACUUGGAAACUAUACGAGCAAGGCAAAGUUUUGGAGCUGGUCGAUCCACUGCUCAACAACGAUUUCCCGGAGGAGGAAGUUUUCAGAGCCAUCCACAUUGCGCUCUUGUGCACGCAAGACUCCGUCAAGAGCCGGCCACACAUGGUCCAGGUACGAGCCAUGCUAACAGGUGACUGGGAAAUCUCCGUGUUUCCGUCGAGGCCAGGAUCGCUGACGGGCCCGUGAAGUGAGCGAUCGCUCACGCGGAUCUUUGUCUCGUCCCGGAGAAAGAUUUGUAACUGCGUUUUCAACGCUCAGGUACGAUUGCAACUAGUUUCGCAAUUGACAAGUCUGGUUGCAGCGUCAAAAGGCAUGACUUUUUUUGUAUGGAAGAAAAAAAAAGUAUGUAAAAAUCAUUAAAAAAAAUGUAGAUUCUUUUUCUUC
Messenger RNA from Selaginella moellendorffii, 1638 nucleotides. RefSeq names its product cold-responsive protein kinase 1. The transcript is spliced from 6 exons. NCBI's taxonomy places the organism in Eukaryota, Viridiplantae, Streptophyta, Lycopodiopsida, Selaginellales, Selaginellaceae. The coding region runs from base 433 to 1440 and encodes 335 amino acids. Gene Ontology annotation, biological process: protein phosphorylation. Gene Ontology annotation, molecular function: protein kinase activity; ATP binding. The record is from RefSeq and is a predicted model, not a curated record.